Molecule: messenger RNA, 1194 nt
Organism: Dreissena polymorpha
Lineage: Eukaryota; Metazoa; Mollusca; Bivalvia; Myida; Dreissenidae
Exons: 10
Coding region: 1-1089 (362 amino acids)
Source: RefSeq, a predicted model, not a curated record
AUGGUUGAAAUAUGUCCUCUCCCAGACGACAGCUCCGUAUUUCAUGCAACGGACACCGAUAUCUGUGAGAAUGUGUUAUCUCAGAGCAUCAGAAGCACUCAAGAAUCGUUCGAAGACACCAUUGAUACAGAUGGCAAAACCACUGCCGAGAGUCGGGAAACAAAAGAAACAAAACAAAAACGGAAUACUCAAGAGAUGAAACAAACUAAACGUCUGCAAGCAACAAAAGGUGCCCAAGACAGGAAAAAAGCGAACCUUAAUGCUGGGGACUCCAAUGUUCAUCGGAUUAAGGAUAUUCUUUCUGACUAUAUAGCUGCCAAAUGCCUGCCUAUCUCUGGUGCCAAAUUUUCUGGUGAUUGUCGGGGUUUUCGCCAUGCAUUGUUAAGAGACCUGCGGGAGAUGGAUGUUCAACAGCUGUAUUUUCAUCUAGGCUCCAAUGACAUUCUUACGAAUGAAGCGGUAUUUUACCGCCAAUUUUCCACCUAUAAGCGCGCAGGUUCAGAGGUGAAGAAAAAAUAUUACAACAUGAAAGACAAAACAAAGACAAAAAAUGAUGAGAUGAGGAGGCCAGGCACUGGAGGAGGGCCCCGGGUGAAAGAGUUCACCAUUCCGGAGGGGAUUCUCCUUCAGCAUUUUGGGGAUUCCGCCUCUGUGGCAGGGGUCCCCAAUGCAAUUGACACUGAUGCUCCAGAGGGUGCUUCAAUCAACAUCAUUGAACUGGGCAAGAUGCCAAUAGAUGGUAGCACUUGCAUGACGUUCAAGAUAGAUGAAAGAGGACUAGGAGCUCAGAAGACGUCAAGUGUAUUCCAACGUGCAGUGGAAGAUGAAGCUGGGCCAUGCUCAUCAGGGACCAAGACCAAUACCAAAUCAAUGAAAAUGGCCAACAAAAACCAGAGUAAAAGAGCUAGGGCAAGUUUCAACAAAUUGGCUGAGGACAACCUAAUAGCAGAAAAGAAGAACAUCCAUCUGCAACAAGUAAAUCUAAGAUUGAAGAAUCAAUUGAUACUGGCACAACUGAAAGUUGCUAGAUUAACGGCACAAAAAAUUGAAGAAGAAAUUAAAAUGUUAAAAGCAAGCAAUGAAUGUUAACCCUUUACCACUUAGUUACGCAUUUUCACACAUUUGUAGUCCCUUAAAAAGUUAUAUUUAAUUUAAGACCUUUAUUACUAGAUUCAAGUUGUUAAGGCUUCAUAU